Molecule: messenger RNA, 4709 nt
Organism: Trichomycterus rosablanca
Lineage: Eukaryota; Metazoa; Chordata; Actinopteri; Siluriformes; Trichomycteridae
Gene: adgra2
Product: adhesion G protein-coupled receptor A2
Exons: 19
Coding region: 46-4176 (1376 amino acids)
Biological process (GO): central nervous system development; sprouting angiogenesis; positive regulation of canonical Wnt signaling pathway
Cellular component (GO): Wnt signalosome; plasma membrane
Molecular function (GO): G protein-coupled receptor activity; protein binding
Source: RefSeq, a predicted model, not a curated record
AGGACAUGGGCUGACUGGCUGCGCGUCUCUGAAAGCGGAGCGACGAUGUUGCGAUGUGUCCCGUGGUUCGGCGGUCGCGCGCUCUUCGUGCUGCUCGUGCUGUUGCUGCUGGUGUGCGGCUGUGCGCGAGCGUGUCGCGAGCUGCUCUCCAACGGCUGCAGCUGCAAGGAGGACCGCGCGAAGACGCACACGGUGCAGGCAGGAACGCGCAGACGGGUGAACUGCGCUGGGAAGGAACUGACUGAGACGCCGCAGGUCAACCUAAUGCCCAACCUAAUGCCCAACCGGACUUUCUCGCUAAACCUGAGCAACAAUCGGAUUCGCGUGCUGAGAAAUGGUUCCUUCGCUGGGUUGUACUGGUUGGAUAAACUGGAUCUCAGGAAUAACUUGAUCAGUACCAUCAUGCCUGGAACCUUUCAGAGUCUAACAGCACUUAGAAGACUUGACCUGUCCAACAACCGGAUUGGCUGCUUAAGCCCAGAAAUGUUCCAGGGACUCACCAACCUCACCAAGCUAAACAUUUCUGGAAACAUCUUCUCCUCUUUAGAGCCAAACAUCUUUCAGGAGCUUCCCUCUCUACAGCAGGUGAGCUUCGACUCAGAGUUCUUAUCAUGUGACUGCGGCCUGCAAUGGGUGCCUGAUUACCUCAGCAGAAAUUUAGUCAAACUCGGAGGCGAAACGCUCUGCAUGUUUCCCAGAAGGUUCCAGAACAGGCCACUGCGAGAGCUGGAAAAGAGCGACCUGACCUGCGAUGGCCCCUUGGAACUGCACACGCUGUUUCUGUUGCCCUCGCUGCGCCAGGUUGUGUUUAAAGGAGACAGGCUGCCUUUCCACUGCACUGCCGCCCUGGUGGACAAAAUCACCACCAUCCACUGGCACCACAAAGGCCAGAUUGUUAGAAACGACCCUGAGAAUGGAGUUCAUCUAGAGGAGAGUGUUGUACACGACUGCACCUUUAUUACCAGUGAACUGAUCCUGUCGAACGUCCACAUCGAUGCGUCUGGUGAGUGGGAAUGUGUGGUGACGACCGGUCGGGGGAACGUGUCACGCAGCGUGGAGAUUGUAGUUUUGGAGAACAGCGCCACCUUUUGCCCUGAGCAGAGAGUGACCAACAACAGAGGGGAGUUCAGAUGGCCAAGGACUCUGGCUGGAAUAACAUCACAUCAAUACUGCCUACAGCUGCGUUACCCAUCUCUCCCUGUAGGAGGCACUGCAGACCAAAAGCGGGCCUCUCGCUACUGUGAUCGCUCUGGGCGCUGGGAGGAAGGCGACUACUCUCAAUGCCUUUACACCAAUGACAUUACCAAUGUCCUUCACACGUUCAUACUGAUGCCCAUUAACGUCUCCAACGCUCUGACACUGGCACAUCAGGUGAGGACAUACACGAUGGAGGCAGCAGGAUUCACAGACACGGUGGAUGUUUUUUACGUAGCGCAGAUGAUGCAGAAAUUUAUGGACUACGUCAAUCACCAGCGUGAGCUGUUGGAAGUGCUGGUGGAGAUGGGCAGUAACUUGAUGCAGGUGGACGAUCAGAUCUUGUCCCGGGCUCAGAGAGAAGAACGAGCCUGCAGCUCUAUUGUUCAUGCUCUGGAGACCCUGGCGUGGCCGCAACUUCACCCCAAUGCCCAGGAUCUCUCAAUGAUAUCACGGAACAUUGUAAUGGAAGCCCACUUGAUUCGUCCCGCUCACUUUACUGGCAUGACCUGUACUGCUUACGAGCGGCGAGAGAUUUCUGCAGCUACUCCUGGAUUGGAUGUAAUAGAUCCCGCCCCCGAGCAGCAGUUACGCUUCCGCUGUACCACUGGAACCCACAACACAUCAUUAAAUUCUUUCCCUUUAAAGAAUGCUGUAGCUCUUGCUUCAGUCUCUUUGCCGUCGUCCCUGUUUCCUCCAAACGCUCCAAUGAACUGUAAACUUCAGUUUGUAGCUUUCCGGACCGGAAGGUUCUUCCCUUUUAUGGGGAACUCCAGCAGUGUACCUCGAAGACGCAGCGUCAACACGCCGGUUAUAUACGUAGGACUUGAUGGAUGCACCAUGUGGAACCAGUCAGCUCCCAUCAUAGUGUCUCUGCGCCACACGUCACCUGGAAACGACCCUAUUGCUGCACACUGGAGUUUGGAUUCCCUCGAGCAUCAUGGAAACUGGCGUUCAGAAGGCUGUCAGUUAGCUCAGAGCGACCCGAGCACCUCAACACUCCGCUGCUCUGUCCUCAGCAACUACGCUGUGCUUCAGGAGGUCCCCGAUUUCCCAGGUCUGUCUCCGGCUCCUGUAGAAGUGCUCCACCCGGUGGUGUACACCUGCACUGCAGUACUGCUCCUGUGCCUGUUCACCAUCAUCUUCACGUACAUUAUACACCACAGCUCUAUCCAAAUUACUCGGAAGAGCUGGCACACACUUCUCAACACCUGUUUCCACAUAGCCAUGACGACAGCAGUAUUUGCAGGGGGCAUUACCCUUACCGGUUACCCGAUCGUGUGCCAGGCGGUGGGCAUCGUCCUCCACUAUUCUUCUUUAUCGACUCUGUUGUGGAUUGGUGUCAGUGCACGUGUGCUUUAUAAGGAGGCUUUAUGGCGGUUUUCACAGCAUCCGGAAGGCGAGGUGGGUGUGGUGCCCACCCAGAGGCCAAUGCUCAGGUUUUAUUUGAUUGCCGGGGGAGUUCCUCUUAUCAUUUGUGGGAUCACUGCAGCGGUCAACAUUAACAACUAUGGAGACAACAUUCCUUACUGUUGGUUGGUGUGGCAGCCCAGUAUCGGAGCCUUCUAUGUUCCUGCUGGCCUGGUGAUUGUGGUGACCUGGAUCUAUUUCCUGUGUACCGUGGCUCGCUUAAGGUGCGGGAACUCCCAGAGGGUCAAAGACCCUCCCUGCUCCACAUCUGGCUCUUCACCGGUUCCCGAAGCCCAACCAGCUCUUAGUGGCAGCACCAGUUUACUUUCGACGGACUCUGCGGUCGGACCAAGUAAUUCUGGGAUUGUCCUGGAGGACCAGUAUUCACUGAAGGUGCAGUUCCUGGCACUAGUUGCAACUCAGUUUGUGUUUUUGCUCCUGUGGUGCUGUGGAGCAAUCGCGAUGUGGAAUAUGGACAGAGAAAGGAAGCUGUUCAGUUGUCUUUAUGGAGGUACAGCAACCGGGCUGGGAAUUUUUUUGGUUCUCCAUCACUGCUUCAAGCGAUUGGACGUCCAAGCAGCAUGGCUCGGGUGCUGCCGAGGGUAUCACCGCUCACAGCCUAAUCCAGCCUACAGCCAUAAUUGCACCGCCACCGUUGGGGUCCAGAGCACCUCUGAAAGGGGCUCACAGCUUUUCGGAUGCAAUCCUCCAGCCGAGCAAAGCAACUACUCUUCUUCUAGAUCGUCUUCUACUCCUAGUGGGACCGGGAGUAUUGGAACUGGACCAUGCAAGCUUACCAACCUCUUGCAGGUAACACAAGACAACACCAACAACAACCGUGCUCUGGCAGGCACCAAUACCAACACCAGCACGAGCACAGAGAACACCAACAACAAGCCUGCUAACAACCUGCUGCCGAGUUUUGGCCCAACAUUUCCAGCUCAGCAGCCACAGAGAAAAAAGACUAGCACUAGUAGGACUAAGGCAAGUGGCCAGUACCACCACAGGGGAGAGGGCAGGGGACAUUAUCGACUAAAAGCACUACGAGGAGGUGGAGGCAGUGUGGGAGCACUGGGCCCACCCGGAGUGGACCAAGUGAACAUCCAUCACCUACACAGAUACGCCUCCAGUGAGAAUGGUAGCCUCCGGAACAGUCAUACAGAUGGACAGAACGGACCGUUGACCAAUGGGAGGCACCGUGGGGAGGGUCCUGUGACGAGCCCUUCGGAAGGAAGCGACGGAGGAAGCAGUGGAAGCAGGAGGCCCUUCACGCUGUUGCCUUCCAUAGCGAGUCGGGUCGCGACACAGCAGAAUGGACAGAGACACAGCGCAAGCAGGGACAACCUCAAACUGACCGCUGCGACCGACAGAGACUUCAAGCGAGGUUCAUUUCCUCUCAACACUGGGACCGUUACCGGAAUGGCAUGCGGCACGACGUCAUCGAUGCCGACUGCCACACAAAACGGGAUGCUCAAGGGUUCUGUGAUUGAACUGGACUCUAGUGGGUCAGACCAGUCACGGGGGUCUGUAGGGAUGAGGCCCGGGGUUUGGAAAAGUGAAACGACAGUGUAAAGGUGAAAAAUAGUGGCACUAGUGGAAAUGAACUGAAAGCAAGAGUCUUUUACUAGUGGUUUCAUUUAUAAUUAGCAUCCCUGAGCUUCAAACAAUCUACAGCUGUCUGAAAAAAAUGGCACAGUCACAAAGGUAACGUGUAUAAGCUGCUGCCAGAUAGGAAAGGUCUAUGAAGGGUGCUGUACAUAAGGUGUAUUGAAGUACCUGGUAAGGCUGCUUUGUGGGGAUUUAAAAGGAUAUAAUGAAGGGAAAUAUAUGCAAAAACAGACUCGUCCAAAAUCAGUAUUUGCUCAUUGUGCAGCAGUGUUGUUCUCUGUGUUGCUUGUUUUUAUAAGAAUAUAUCUAUCAUGAGUUUUUAAAGUUAUACCUAGAAAGAUUGUGCCUUAAAGAAAUACUCCAAGAUGUCUCAACUUAAUCUCUAUCUCUAGCAUCAGUAGCAUGGCAUUGUUUCCUGAACCAAAAAUGGCUUAAAACAGUAGUUAGGAGUAGUUUUGACUAUAGAAGAUUAAUUAAAAUGCAAAAGAUAAACUUUU